Emys orbicularis (European pond turtle) is the source of this 1419-nucleotide messenger RNA. It is a transcript of the gene SKA3, whose product is annotated as spindle and kinetochore associated complex subunit 3. Gene Ontology annotation, biological process: chromosome segregation; mitotic cell cycle. The record is from RefSeq and is a predicted model, not a curated record. Gene Ontology annotation, cellular component: kinetochore; spindle microtubule; outer kinetochore. Lineage: Eukaryota; Metazoa; Chordata; Testudines; Emydidae. The transcript has 9 exons. The coding region runs from base 1 to 1419 and encodes 472 amino acids.
AUGGAGGUGACAGGAAAUUUCUUCAGCAAACUGCGUGCUUUAGCUGUCACUUUGGAGAAAGAGGCUGAGCAACUUGAACAAGCAUUAAAUAGAGAAGAUACACAAUAUGAAGAUGAAUCUCCAAUGAGAGUUUUACAUGACCUGCAUUGUGAAGUCAGGACUCUAAAGGGUGAUGUUAACGCUACCCUUGAUCAGAGUCGCUCUGAAAGACAAGAAACUUAUGAUUUCAUGAAGGCCAUUAAAGUACUGAUGCAAAGAAAUACAACAGAUCUUGAAAAAAUAAGAGAACUGUUCCAGAAAUAUGGUUAUCAACCACUUGUUAAAGAUAACUCAGUGGAGGACGAGGAGGAAGUUAACCAUGCAUCUAAGGUAUCUGACCAAGCUAACUCUGAUCAAGAGAAAGUGGAAGAUAUGUCUAGCUUUCCUGCAUGUAUUGGGAAAACAUCUGUGCCUAAGGAUCCCCUGCGUAACCCACAGCUUUCAGAUUUCGGUCUUUCACAGUACGCAUUCUCCAGAACUUGGGAUGCGAUGGAUGUACAAUCCCAGACAAAUAUGCAUAAAGAAGAUUCAAGAAAUAGAAUUCCAACUCCCAAACAGGCCCCAUAUAUAGUGCCCAAAACACCAAAAUGUACAUUAAAGAUGGAUGAUUAUGAGUGUUUAACUCCAAAGCUUGAACAUUUUGGCAUUAGUGAACAUACCAUGUGUUUGAAUGAAGACUAUACAAUGGCACUUAUUAAUAAAAAUGUUCAGACAAGAAAAAAUUUUCCUAAGGAAGAUGAUAAUGAAAUGUAUGUGGCAGCAGAAACAUCAUCAAAGUCCAGGGAAAUCAUGGUUACUCCUGGACCAGCAAUGAAAACACCUAGCGAAAAUGCUGCUGAUUGCCUGGCUUCUCCUUUGAUACCUGUGUUCUGCACUCCUGGUCUGAAAAUUCCUUCCAGAAAGGACAAUACCAUCUUACCCAAAUCCCCGAAGAUGAAAGAAUCAAAUAUUUCUAAUCAGACAGCAACACCCACUCUUCCAGACUUUGAAACAGGCUGGCUAAAAACAGAAAGUAAACCAUUAAAGGGGAACAAGGCUGAGUCAUUGCCAGAGAUUGAUGUGACAGUUAAACAACACAAAGAAGAUUGUGCUCCUCCUAUUUUAAGUUCUGACAUGUAUCUUGAACAUCUCGGAAGACCCUCUCUUCCAAAAAUAUCUGACUAUGAAAAUCUCCUUAAUACUCCUCCGCCUCCAGAAAUAACAAAGAUACCAGAAGACAUUCUGCAGAUAUUAUCAAAGUAUAAUCCCAAAACAGAUACACCUACAGUAAUGAAAAUGGAGACCAAAACAGGAAUUGCUACAAGAUUUGAAAGGAAUAUCCCGGAUUAUUGCAACAAAGAGAACAGAGGAUAUUCUGAAUCUAUCAAAUCAAAUGAUUGA